UUUUUCGAUGUUCCUGACCGGCCGGAACUUUUUUCGUGUUUUCAGUUCUCGCCAAAUAGCAACCUGCACUGCUAGAAUGGCCAGCGAAGUGGAAAAAUCGCAAACGGCUGCUGCCAGUGAAGAUACUAUUUUUGGCAAGAUUUUGCGCAAGGAGAUUCCAUGCACUUUUAUCCACGAGGAUGACAAGUGCGUGGCCUUCCAUGAUGUGGCUCCCCAGGCACCAACCCAUUUCCUGGUGAUUCCUCGCAAGCCCAUCGCUCAACUUUCGCUGGCGGAGGAUGGAGAUGCUGAUCUGCUGGGACAUCUCAUGUUGGUGGGUCGCAAGGUGGCCAAGGAUCUGGGUCUGCAGGAAGGAUACCGUGUGGUCAUCAACAAUGGCAAGCACGGUGCCCAGUCCGUUUACCACUUGCAUUUGCACUUCCUCGGCGGUCGCCAGAUGCAGUGGCCUCCAGGAUAAGAAAC
This is a messenger RNA of Drosophila takahashii, 462 nucleotides long. It is a transcript of the gene HINT1, whose product is annotated as histidine triad nucleotide binding protein 1. NCBI's taxonomy places the organism in Eukaryota, Metazoa, Arthropoda, Insecta, Diptera, Drosophilidae. The record is from RefSeq and is a predicted model, not a curated record. Gene Ontology annotation, biological process: purine ribonucleotide catabolic process. Gene Ontology annotation, molecular function: hydrolase activity. Gene Ontology annotation, cellular component: nucleus; cytoplasm.